Molecule: messenger RNA, 870 nt
Organism: Sycon ciliatum
Lineage: Eukaryota; Metazoa; Porifera; Calcarea; Leucosolenida; Sycettidae
Product: ataxin-8-like
Exons: 4
Coding region: 219-533 (104 amino acids)
Source: RefSeq, a predicted model, not a curated record
UGUUGACAUAGCUGUGAAGAUCUGUGCUGGCGUCUGACUUCCUCACCGUUGGUGGAUUCGAUUAUGGCUCCAAAUUCAAGUUCCAUUCUUGCCCUCAAAUUGUCAUGUCGAUGGGUAUUUGCGCCAUUUCAACACCCGAGCCGAGAAAGAGCGGAAGUAACUAGUUUCUUUGCUGGAUAUUGGCCCGGAAGAGAACGCGCACCCACUGAGAAGAACCAAUGGCAAUGGAUGACUGGAUAGACAGAUUUCGGAUGGGUCCUGUAGAUCCUGGACCUAGACUGACGGACAACAGACAAGCGAUUGAGCAUCAACAGCAGCAGCAGCAACAACAACAACAACAACAACAACAACAACAACAACAACAACAACAACAACAGCAACAGCAACAACAGCAGCAGCAGCAACAACAACAACAACAACAACAACAGGAGCAGCGGCAUCGCUUCAACCGACUGCUAACCAUACCUCAAACAGCACCAGCGCCAGCCCUGAACACUGGCACAAGAAGGCAGACCUUCGUCCGGUGGUGUUGAAUUUAACACCACCACCGGACAAAUCAUUCAUUUCAUAGAUUACUAGAAUUAUCCUUAUUUAUUCACAGUUUAUCCUAACCAUCCAUGCACAUAUACCUCCCAUUAUAAUACAGAUAACCAGAAAUUAGCAAUCAACUAUUUACGGCGCACAUUAAUUUUGUUCUCCGUUCUUAUCCAGCAUUCAUUAUGAUUGUAUGCAUACGGCUGGGCUUUUAAAGAUUCUAGAUUCAUGUAUACGUUAGUGGUUCUACUUAGCAUGUAGCAAAGUACCGAAGGCUUCAUUCAUUCUCCUUUAAAGUAGCAGUUGCAUGGCAUAGAUCAGUCUGAUCUCUGUAGU